GUUCGCCAACUGAGUCAGUCAACGUGGGAAAAUGAUUGUGAAACUCGCAGUCGCUUUCUUACUCAUCGGCGCAUUUAUUGAAGGAUUCCCUUUCCCGCAGGCUGGAAACCGCAAAGAAACCACACAGCCUGCUGAUAAGGGAUGCACGAGGGAUUCUUGGACGACCAAUGUCGAAACUUGCGUGUGCAAGGACGGAGUGACGACAUGCCGUAAAACAUCCGAGAUGCACACUCCGCCGGAACCUUUCGUGAGGUUUUUAUACCAACCGGCGUACGUAUUAUACCCAUAUCCAGUCGGCUACCCGGCAUACAACCCGACCUACUCCAACAUGCGUCCUAGCAAUUACACAGGAUACCGUCCAGGACACUCAGGAUACUACCCGUUCCGUCUUAACUACACCAAGCCACACACUCCGACUUAUUACAACCCAUAUCCUUACUAUUAGAUAAAUCUAGAAAGAAUGUAAUAGUUCUGAUAAAAUUAAAAGUUUUCAAAAUUA
Molecule: messenger RNA, 499 nt
Organism: Cimex lectularius (bed bug)
Lineage: Eukaryota; Metazoa; Arthropoda; Insecta; Hemiptera; Cimicidae
Exons: 3
Coding region: 32-445 (137 amino acids)
Source: RefSeq, a predicted model, not a curated record